AAAUACGAGUACGCCCGAUCGGGCAACCCCACCAGAGACGUUCUGGAGAACGUGCUCGCCCGAUUGGAUAAUGGCUCCCACGGGCUGACGUUCGCUUCUGGCCUCGGCGCCAUGACCGCCAUAGUGGGGCUGUUGAAGACCGGCGACAACAUCCUGUUGGGCGACGACGUCUACGGCGGCACCAACAGGCUGUUGAACAGGGUGGUGACCAACUUCGGCAUCACUGUCACCAUGGUGGGGAUAGAGGACGUGGGGAAUGUUGAAGGGGCUAUCAAGGCCAACACGAAGUUGAUAUGGGUGGAAACUCCGACGAAUCCAUCUUUGAAGGUGAUCGAUAUCAGCGCUGUAGCGGCAGUGGCCAAAAAACACGGCAUAAUAUUCGUCGUGGACAACACCUUCCUGACACCCUAUUUGCAACGCCCUCUGGAUCUGGGCGCCGAUCUGGUCAUGUACUCGCUGACCAAGUACAUGAACGGCCAUUCUGACGUCAUCAUGGGAUCCAUCGCCACCUCGGAUAAAACGUUGUAUGAACGGCUGAAGUUCCUGCAGAACGCGAUGGGAAUAGUGCCUUCGCCUAUGGACUGCUACAUGGUCAACAGGAGUCUGAAGACUUUGGCGCUGAGGAUGCAGCAACAUGAAAGUAGUGGAAUGACCGUAGCCAAGUAUUUGGACAAUCAUCCGAAAGUGGAAAAAGUCCUCCACCCAGGACUCCCAAGCCAUCCUCAACAUGAAGUCCACAAGAAGCAGACGAGUGGACACAGCGGUGUGUUUUCGUUCUACCUGAAAGGGGGCUUGAAGGAAUCCCAAAUAUUUUUGUCGGCACUCGAAAUAUUCACUCUUGCCGAGAGCCUAGGAGGAUAUGAGAGCCUAGCAGAAUUACCGUCUUUGAUGACUCAUUCAUCGGUACCAGAGGAACAACGUGCCAAACUGGGAAUCACUGAUAACCUAGUCAGAUUGUCUGUGGGCUUGGAAGAUGUGGAAGAUCUUAUCAGCGAUUUGGAGCAGGCCUUCAGCAAAAUAUGA
Messenger RNA from Phaedon cochleariae (mustard beetle), 1023 nucleotides. Lineage: Eukaryota; Metazoa; Arthropoda; Insecta; Coleoptera; Chrysomelidae. The record is from the annotation of a GenBank genome assembly.